Oryza brachyantha (malo sina) is the source of this 2060-nucleotide messenger RNA. RefSeq names its product cytochrome P450 71A1-like. Bases 116 to 1603 code for a protein of 495 amino acids. Gene Ontology annotation, molecular function: monooxygenase activity; iron ion binding; oxidoreductase activity, acting on paired donors, with incorporation or reduction of molecular oxygen. The record is from RefSeq and is a predicted model, not a curated record. The transcript has 2 exons. Lineage: Eukaryota; Viridiplantae; Streptophyta; Magnoliopsida; Poales; Poaceae.
UGCCACCUAUCUGAUCACAAGUCGCAGCAGAGAAAAACCGCAUAAAAAGGUCCAGUGAAGCAUCAAUUAUUGAGGAAGAGAAAAAUCCAACCUUUAUUUUCUUUCUUGGAGUAGGAUGAAUCACCACGUCUUCCUCGCCGCCGUCGUGCUCCUCGCCGUCGUCGGCUAUGCGGUCAAGAACCGACGCCGUAAAGGCCGCAAGCUCCCGCCCUCGCCGCCGUCGCUCCCGUUCCUCGGCCACCUGCAUCUCGUCGGCCCGCUCCUGCACCGCUCCUUGCGCGAGCUGCACCUGCGGUACGGCAGCGAGGAAGGCCUGCUCCUCCUGCAGCUCGGGCGCCGGCGGACGCUGGUCGUGUCCACGGCCGCGGCGGCGGCGGACCUGUACAGGAACCACGACCUCGCCUUCGCCUCCCGCCCGCUCAGCGCGGCGGCCCACAAGCUGUCGUUCGGCUCGAGGAACAUCACCUUCGCGCCGUUCGGGGACAACUGGCGCCGCGCCAAGAAGAUGGCCGCCGUCCACGUCCUCUCGCCGCGGCGCGUCGAGUCGUUCGCUCCCGUGCGGGCCGCCGAGGCGGCGGCUCUCGUCACCCAAGUCCGCCGCGCCGCCGCCGCGGCGAACGGGGGUGCCGUCGAGCUGAGGGACCUCCUGUACAGCUACUCCAACGCGGUGGUGACACGUGCGGCGACCGGCGCCGCCGGGACGACGGCGGACACGCUGAAGCAGUUGCUGGGGAACGCCACGUCGCUGGUGGCCGGGGUCCAGGCGGACGACCUGCUGCCGGACAUGGCGGCGAAGGUGCUGAGGUGGGCUACGGGGCUCGAGAAGAAAUAUGACGACUCGAUGGAGGAGUGGGAGAAGUUCAUGUCGCCGAUAAUAGCCGAACACGUGGAGGACGGCGGUGCAGGGGAGGAGGAUUUCGUCGACGUCUUGCUGCGGCUCAAGCGAGAAGGCACCGAUGGGUUCGAGCUAACGGACACUCGCGUCAAGAGCAUCGUCGUGGAUUUGAUCGCUGCCGCAACUGAGACAACGUCGGUGACGUUGGAGUGGAGCAUGGUGGAGCUCGUGGCGAACCCGCCGGUGAUGGCGAAGUUGCGAGAGGAGAUCACUCGAGUGGCCGACAGGAAGCCGGCCAUCACGGAGGCGGAGGUGAGCGGGAUGGCGUAUCUGAAGGCGGUGGUGAAGGAGGCGCUCCGGCUCCACCCACCCGCCCCGAUCCUGGUCCCGCACCAGUCGACGGCGGCGGCGGUCGUGCAGGGCUACGAGAUCCCGGCCGGGACCUCGCUGUUCAUCAACGCGUGGGCGAUCGGGAGGGACACGGCGGCGUGGGACUCGCCGGAGGAGUUCCGGCCGGAGCGGUUCUUGAACUGCCAGGUGGACUUCAGGGGGAACGACUACCAGCUCGUCCCGUUCGGCGCCGGCCGGCGGAUCUGCCCAGGCAUAAACUUCGCCUUGCCGGUGCUGGAGAUGGCGCUGGUCGGCCUCCUGCACCACUUCGACUGGGAGCUCCCCGCCGACGUGGACAUGAGCGAGGCGCCCGGGCUGACCACGCCGCUGCUUGUCCCUCUCCGCCUUGUCCCCAAGUGCAAGACGUCGCUUGCGUAGAUACCGCUGCUCAUCGUUCGUCCUGAUUCCUGCGCAGUCUCGCAGAUGCAGAGCAUCCGCAUCCGCAUCUGGUCAGUGAGACAGCGAUCCGAUGAACAGGACGCUCAUUGUCGCAUGCUAUUUCAUCACCGAUCGAUACUUCGAUACUGCUCUGAUCAGAGUAUACAUAUGUAGUUGAUGUAAAAUGUCCCCAAAACUGCUGGAAUCUUAAGUCGAUGAAGCUUUGCACUGUUGCACCCUGGUCGCUGCAAAAUCGUGCUGUGAAAAAUCUGGAUGGAGUCGAGAGGAAGAAGACGAUCCGUGCGCCCUCUGUCCGAUGGGCCGAAAUUCCGGCCCAUUUUAUACGUAUGGGCCGUUGUUUUACUUUUGUUUCCGGGCCGGAAUAGAGUCUGUAAAUACUUCUGGCCUGUGCUCUCCCUUCUAAUUUUUCAUGAAUCAAACAACCAAACGAGAUAUU